AUGUCCACCUCUGAUGAGCCCCGGCUGCUCGACAGUUUCAGCGCUCCCAAAGAGAUUUUUGAUGAGAUGGCUGAAGCAGCAGAGGAAGAGGACUAUGAUCCCUUCCGUGAGACGCAGAAGACACGCCAAAUCGCGAGCAGGCGGAGUGACUACGCCAACCGGCACCUCGAAAUCGAACGUAUAGGUGUUUCCAUCGAUCCUUUUGCUCAGGACGCAGACGGAAAUGCCGCACAAGGCGCCGGUUACCAAGACGCUAUGCGCGUACAAAGGUUAGAGCGAGAGGAGCAACGCGUCAGACGGCUCAUCCAAGCCAAAGAGGCGCAGGAACGUGAAGAUGGCAUCGUCAAGAUGGAUCUCGACAAGACGCCGCCGCGAGAGGACAUAGAGGCGGCUGAAAAGCUGAUUAUGCAAGCUCAGGAUAUGGCCGCGUCGGGCUUGGGAAAGAAGAGAAAAGCUCGCUGGGAUGUAGAAGGAGAGGACACAAAGCCGUCUGUUGAGACAAAGGAGGCCAGCGAGGAGCAAGCUCCUCCCAAAAAGCGACGAUCACGCUGGGACGAAACGCCAGCUACAGCUACAGACGAUAAAGCGGCCGUCACAACGUCUUCGGAGAAACGAGUAUCUCGUUGGGACCAAACCGCUCCUGCCACUCCCGCUCCUAUGGCUCAAAUCAUCGGUAUCGGACCGACCUUCCAUCCGACCGAAAUGGACAAGCAUAACCGCUACCUAUCGGAUGCAGAACUCGAUCUUCUUCUUCCAACGAGCGGCUACGCUAUCGUUCCUCCUCCUGCGGGAUAUGCACCAGCUUCCGCUCGCAAGUAUAUGUCAGCACCGACUCCCAUGGGAAUCACCGGGUUUCACAUUCAAGAAGAGUCUGAUGCGGCUGCAGUAGCGGCUGCGGCUGGUUUGGCUCCAGAUCUACCAACCGAAAUCCCAGGCAUCGGUACGUUGGCUUUCAUGAAGCCCGAAGACGCAUCGUACUUUGCCAAGGUUCUCAAGGAGGAGGACGAAUCCGACCUCUCUGUAGAAGAACUCAAGGAACGCAAGAUUAUGCGACUUCUUCUUAAGAUCAAGAAUGGAACACCGCCAGUGCGAAAGUCAGCUCUUCGACAGAUCACGGACAAGGCUCGCGAAUUCGGUGCAGGCCCACUCUUUGACAAGAUUCUCCCUUUACUCAUGGAGCGCACUUUGGAGGACCAGGAGCGACAUCUGCUCGUCAAGGUCAUUGACCGAGUACUGUACAAAUUGGAUGAUCUUGUUCGCCCAUAUGUACACAAAAUUCUUGUCGUCAUCGAGCCCUUGCUCAUUGACGAAGAUUAUUACGCACGCGUCGAGGGCCGUGAAAUCAUCUCCAACCUUUCCAAAGCAGCCGGUCUCGCUCACAUGAUCUCCACCAUGCGUCCUGAUAUCGAUCACGCGGACGAGUACGUGCGAAACACUACCGCCCGUGCCUUCUCCGUUGUCGCAUCCGCGCUUGGUAUACCCUCCCUUUUGCCUUUCCUCAAGGCCGUCUGCCGGUCUAAAAAAUCAUGGCAGGCUCGACACACCGGUAUUCGAAUCGUACAACAAAUUGCAAUCAUGAUGGGAUGCGCCGUUCUCCCCCAUCUCCGCAAUCUCGUCGACGCUAUCGCACAUGGACUACAGGAUGAUCAGCAAAAGGUCCGCACGAUGACUGCUCUGGCCAUCGCGGCGUUGGCCGAAGCCGCUGCACCGUAUGGUAUUGAAUCAUUCGACGACGUGCUCAAGCCUCUAUGGCUUGGUAUCCGCCAACAUCGUGGCAAGGGUCUCGCAGCCUUCCUCAAAGCCAUCGGGUUUAUCAUCCCCCUUAUGGAUCCGGACUUUGCCAACUAUUACACCAAAGAAGUUACCGUUAUCCUUAUCCGCGAGUUCCAGACUUCAGACGAGGAGAUGAAGAAGAUUGUGCUGAAGGUCGUCAAGCAGUGCGCUGCGACAGAAGGUGUCACUCCUGGUUACAUCAAGAGUGACAUUCUCCCCGACUUUUUCAAAGCCUUCUGGGUGCGUCGAAUGGCACUUGACCGCCGCAACUACAAACAAGUUGUGGAAACUACAGUGGAGCUCGCACAAAAAGCCGGUGUUUCUGAGAUUGUAGGAAAGAUUGUAAACGACCUCAAGGAUGAUUCCGAGCCUUACAGAAAGAUGGUCAUGGAAACAAUUCAAAAUGUGAUUCAAACGUUGGGUGCCUCUGACAUUGAUGAGCGAUUGGAGGAGCGACUGUUGGACGGCAUUAUCUAUGCGUUCCAGGAACAGACUACGGAAGACCAGGUCAUGCUCGAUGGAUUUGGCGUCGUCGUCAAUGCUUUGGGCAUUCGCGUUAAACCAUACCUCAUGCAGAUCGUUUCCGUCGUCCUCUUCCGUUUGGGAAACAAGAGUGCCAAGGUUCGCCAGCAAGCUGCGGACUUGACGACCCGGUUGGCAGUAGUCAUCAAGCAAUGUGGCGAGAUUGGUCUUCUCAACAAGCUAGGAGUAGUUCUCUUCGAGCAGCUUGGUGAAGAGUAUCCGGAUACAUUGGGCAGUAUUAUUGCUGCAGAAGGCGCCAUUGCCAACGUCGUCGGAAUGACCGAAAUGCAACCACCUGUCAAAGACCUUUUGCCACGUAUGACUCCAAUUCUUCGUAAUCGACACGAAAAGGUGCAAGAAGCUUCUAUCAACUUGAUCGGACGUAUCGCUGAUCGUGGUGCCGAGCAUGUACCUGCACGAGAAUGGAUGCGUAUCUGCUUCGAACUACUCGACCUGCUCAAGGCCCACAAGAAGGCUAUUCGUCGAGCUGCUGUGAAUAGUUUUGGUUACAUCGCCAAGACUCUGGGUCCUCAGGAUGUACUUUCAGUGCUCCUCACCAACUUGCGCGUACAAGAACGCCAAAGUCGAGUGUGUAGCUCCGUCGCAAUUGCGAUUGUUGCAGAGACAUGUGGACCCUUUACCUGCAUUCCUGCCAUUUUGACCGAAUAUCGAACGGCCGAGCUCAAUGUCCGUACCGGAUGUUUGAAAGCGUUGACCUUCGUCUUUGAAUACGUCGGACCGCAAUCAGCUUACUAUGCCGACUCGGUGGUUACCAUGCUUGAGGACGCAUUGACGGAUCGUGAUCACGUUCAUCGACAGACUGCUAGUGUCAUCGUCAAACACCUUGCUCUUGGUGUUGCAGGACUCGGCUGUGAGGAUUCGAUGCUUCACUUGAUGAACUUGGUGUGGCCGAACUGCUUCGAGGCGUCUCCGCACGUUAUCGGUGCGGUUAUGGAUGCCAUUGAAGCGAUGCGCGUGUGCCUUGGUCCAAGCAUCCUCUUGAACUAUACACUCCAAGGCUUGUUCCAUCCCUCGCGAAAGGUUCGAGAGGUCUACUGGAGAAUAUAUAAUGCGCUCUACCUCGGAGCUGCUGAUGCGAUGGUCCCCUAUUAUCCUGACCUGGGAGAACUCAACGACUAUGAUGGAAAAACACUAAGGAAUACGUAUGACCGGUUCCCCCUCCAGAUGUGGGUCUAA
This is a messenger RNA of Serendipita indica DSM 11827, 3492 nucleotides long. NCBI's taxonomy places the organism in Eukaryota, Fungi, Basidiomycota, Agaricomycetes, Sebacinales, Serendipitaceae. The record is from the annotation of a GenBank genome assembly.